This is a messenger RNA of Drosophila teissieri, 1953 nucleotides long. RefSeq names its product cilia- and flagella-associated protein 157. The transcript has a single exon. The record is from RefSeq and is a predicted model, not a curated record. Gene Ontology annotation, molecular function: microtubule binding. Gene Ontology annotation, cellular component: ciliary basal body; cilium. Lineage: Eukaryota; Metazoa; Arthropoda; Insecta; Diptera; Drosophilidae. The coding region runs from base 75 to 1871 and encodes 598 amino acids.
ACUAUUCUUAAAAUAUCAAAUACUCGUCAAAAUUCGUAGACAGUCAAGUCGGAUAACGAAAAGCAAUCCAAACAAUGCCGCCCAAAGUGAAAAAGGAGAAGAAAGAUGUGAACAAGGUGACCCAGGUGGACAGAACCUUCUACGAGUUGACCAUCACGGAUCUCAACCAGAAACUUGCUCGCCUGCGAUCCCACCUGACCAGCGUCGAUGAGUCCAACAUCACGCUGACCGAGAAACUCAAGGAAGUGGAGGCCGAUGGCGUAGAUGUGGCCGCUCACUUGGAACGCACCUUGGCGGAGCGGAACAACUCGAUCACCGAACUGGAGGAGCGUCUGGUAGAGAUCACCAAGGUGCGGGACGUGGAGAACCGCCUGGCACAGGAGAAGAUCGGGGACUUGGAGGCGAAAUAUAAGGCCAUGCACGACCAGUUGACCUCCGAAAUAAAGCUCCUUAAUGGUAAGCUGAACUCCCUCGACGAGUUCCGCAUCCAGAGGGAUGUCCUGUUGGCCAAGUUUGAUGACCAGGAGGCGGAUCUCAAUGAGCGGGAGAAGGAUCACAAGGAGGCGCUCUACAAUAUGGAACAGCGCGCAGUGGUGGAGAAGGAUGCGCUUAAAAAGGAGGUUGAACAGAAGCUGCUGCAGGUUUCCGAGGACUUCACCCGUUCCAGUGAGAUCCGUAACGCUGGCUACACCCGUCGCCUGAUUCGUGAGAACAUAGCCCUCCAAAAGGAAAUAGAUCUUCUUGUCAUGUCCCAGAUAAAACUUCAGCAGGCAUAUACCAACCAGAAGUCCAAGCACAAGGAGAUGGAGGAGCAGUACAGUGCCCUUGAUCAGAUCAAGAACGAGUUGGUCCGCAACUCCGUGAACAAGAUUAAAAUCAUUGAGGGUCUGACCAGGAACUACGAGAAAUUAAAGGCCAAGUACGUGGAGGUAUUGCGCUACAAGAAGGCCUAUGAAUCGCAUCUCCAAGCUGAAAAGUGCGAGAAUGUCAAGCAAAAGGAUGCGGCCGGAAAACUCCGGACUCUGGCUAAGCGAAUGGAGAUAUUGGAUCUGGACAAUCGGAAUCUGGAGGUAGUCCAUGCCCAGCAUGAGAUGGAGAUCACCCGACUGCGCGGAGUCAUUCAGGAGAUCAAGUGUACUGUGCGGGAUGCCAUUGUAGCGGAGCAGGCGGCUAAGAAGUUCCCGGAGAGAUUAAACGAGGCCAAUGUGGAUGAUCCCGCAGUGAUAAACGAAGUUAGAGAGGAGGCCAUAUCCGUUUGCAAGCUGAAACGCAGCGAUUUGCUCUCCCAGCUGCUGAACAUCGUGAGCUCCCAUUCGGAGGAGCUUCCGAGGACUCCUUCGAUUGCCUCCAUUGGCAGUGCCACCUCAUCGCUAUAUGCUCCGGGUAAAAUGGGAUUCAUGCCCUCAAGGCCCAAAGCGACGCCAUUCGACGCCUUCCGCAGCGAGGUCAUCGAACAGGAGCCGGAUCGCACCAUUCCGGAGGAUCUGCAGAAGCAAAAGAUGCAUGACCGGGUAGUCACCUCGUUGCGUGGUGACGAGAACACUAUCAUCGAUGUGGAAUUCGGCACGACCUUAUACGUUUCAUCAUCGCGCGAGGACGAUCUCAUUGAGGUGGAGGAGGAACCACUGGAGGAGCCAGAGGGCUCCAGCAGUUCCAUGUCUGUGAAGAAGGCCAGCAGUGAGGGUUCAGUUGCCCCGCCCGAAACCGCACCGCUAGCCGCUUCCGCAUCCUCGAAGGAUGUCAAGGGUGCUCCCAGCCUAGGAGCUCAGGACACACUCACGGCCACAUCCAAAUUGACGGGUGUUACCAUCGAGGACGAGGGCGAGGAGGAAGGCGAGGAGGAGGACUUCGAUGUGCAGUUCGUCUACUAGCGGAAUCUGAAAAUGGGAGUUACUUAUUGUUCCAAUUUUGUUGAGUCAUGAAUAAAUACAUGCAUGUGUGCAAAGUGAAAAA